AUGUCUAAUCAGAACGACGAGCGCGCGCCGCUCCUACAGCAUACACGCGGGAAUCUCGAGAACGACGAGCGUCAUGUGCAGGUCAAAUUCUCGAGCGACGACCAGGACAACCCGCGCGCAUGGACAAGAAGACAAAAACUGGCCAACGUGGCCGUCAUAGCGUCCAUGGCGAUCCUGAGCCCGCUGGCCAGCUCCAUGUUCACGCCCGGGAUCUCAGAAAUCGCAGAGGGUCUCGGUACCACACCAGACACUGUUAUCGGCGCGACGACCAGCUACGUCGUCAUGCUGGGAAUGGGCCCCCUCGUGCUGGCACCGCUCUCCGAGACCUUUGGGAGGAAGUCGCUCUACCUAUCCUGCUUCACCUUCUUCUCGCUGGUGCAGAUUCCGACGGCCUUCUCACCCAACAUUGAGACCAUGAUCACGCUUCGAGCCUUUUCUGGUUUCUUCGGUAGUGUGAGCAUCGCUAACGGCGGAGGAACGCUGAGCGACAUGUUCUGGCCUGAGGAGAGGGCGACUGUCUUUGGCUGGUACCUGAUCGGGCCCCUGCUUGGGCCUACAAUCGGUCCCUUGCUGGGAGGCGUCAUUGUCCAGAGGUUAGGCUGGCGAUGGGUAUUCCUGACCCUCGCGCUCCUGUGUGGGGUCAGCGUCACCUCUGGGUUCUUUUUUCUCAGGGAGACAUAUGUGCUCGUCCUCCUGCAGAGGAGGAAAGAACAACAGGAAAAGGAAGACGGCUCCGCGUGUGCAACCCACUACUGGUUUGAAGGCGAAGACCUUCGACCCAUGUCCGUCAAGCUGUGGCACUCGUUCUCGCGCCCGCUCCGCAUCCUCACCCAGCCAGUCGUGCUCACCAUGUCGGUGUACCAAGCUCUGAUCUUCAGCACCACCCACAGUCUGUACACGAAUUUUGAAGACAUUUAUGGCGGCAUAUACGGCUUCAAUACCGAGCAGGUAGGGCUGGCCUACCUCGGGCCGGGGCUCGGGCUGCUCUUCGCCGUGCGGAUGAUUGUUCCGCACAUCGACGACGUGUACAAGAAGCCCCGCGACAAGAACCACGGGGUAGCCAAGCCGGAGUUCCGACUACCGCUUGCGAACAUCGGCGCAGUCCUGGUACCUGUGUCGUUGAUCUGUUUCGCCUGGAUGGUUCACUUCCACGUCCACUGGUUUGCAACGAUUGUGGCAGCCUUCUUCUACGGCAUCGGACAAGUCGUCAUCGUCAACUGUACGCAGAAUUACUACAUUGAUGCUUUUGAGAAAUUCGCCGCCAGCGCGAUAGCAGCCGGGGUAGCGUUUCGGUCCAUUUUCGGGGGCGUGGUUCCACUGUUUGCACCUUUGCUCUUCAAAUCUGUUGGGUACGGCUGGGGCAUUUCGGUUUUUGGUCUGGUCGGUCUGAUGCUUGCUCCGGCGCCGCUGCUCUUCUAUCACUUUGGCGAACGGAUCCGCGCAUGUAUAAAGCACGACAUAGAAGAGGAUAAAGUCAUCCGCUAG
Molecule: messenger RNA, 1485 nt
Organism: Cryphonectria parasitica EP155
Lineage: Eukaryota; Fungi; Ascomycota; Sordariomycetes; Diaporthales; Cryphonectriaceae
Product: membrane transporter
Exons: 5
Coding region: 1-1485 (494 amino acids)
Biological process (GO): transmembrane transport
Molecular function (GO): transmembrane transporter activity
Source: RefSeq, a predicted model, not a curated record